CGGACGAUAGAGUAAGUAUGUCGUAUGUCCUGGCCGGAUACGCGGAUUGUUGAUGUGUACGACCAAGGGCUGCUAGGAUUGCAGGGGCAGCGGGCCCAUAUUGCUGUUGACAGAUCAGGUCUUGUCCAAGGUGAGUCGGUGAGUCGGCACAAGAAAGUAAUGGGCAGUGUCGGGCGCUGGACGCUGCAGAGGUUCGUGUCACAGUCGACGUUCUCUUUUGCGCGCUCCGUCGUCCUUCGCCAUGCUGCCAGAGCCUCAUUGCGGUUGCCCUGCCCACUGCAGGUCGAGUGUCUGGACCGUACGGAGUACCGCCCGUCGAAUUGUGACAUAAUAUAAAUGCGACAGCCUGUCCCCUAGGAGUACGUAUUGCGCUUGUUUACUCCGACUAUCUGUGUUCGUAUCGCUCCCUUUGUCCAUCACCGCACAGCACAUCAUCGGGAGUCACUGAAGAGUGCCCAACGCUGCUCAUCCUACGCGGGUCAAGUGGAACUUGGGGAGUCACUGAAGUCUGUGAUGUGUCCAGCGCACAAUCAUUAAUCCUGCAUUUUAACACCCAUCAAGACAAGUGUGGUGUCCAAAGGCGUUAGAGAACGACAACGAACAACUUAACAGGCCCAGAUUGGGAAGAAUAAUGUCGUCAAGCGACCAACACAGAGCUUGGAUCGACCCCUCCGGCCACAUCCACUGGUACACCACGACCGGCCACGGUCACCGCCACCGCCAAAACCACAGCAGUCGCAGAACUCGUGACGACAAGUACGAGUAUGUGCGCGUGUAUCCCGCCCGGAGACACUCGAACCCAAACUCCAAGGGCCAUACGGUGCGCUUCCUCGGGAGCCCGAGAAGUGGUGGUUGGAGUUCGUCUUCAUCAUCGGGAAACGGUCGUGGUCGUGGUCGUGAUCGUGACCGUGAUCGCGGACGAAGUAGGGAUCGAAGGGCGAGCAGGGACGAGCAGCGGCGAAAGGCCAAGUAUCAUCGCUAUGCGGAUCGAAAUCCAAACCGAAAACGAACGCGCAUAAACGUGCACGGCCGGGAAGGCGACUAUGUGUACUUCGAUCUCGGUGACUGGGGGGUCCAAAGGCGGGUGAAAGCUUGCGAGCAUGGGAAAAUGCCGGCGCUCUGUGAGACGUGUGAGCGGAGGAAGUACGGGUUGUACGAGCGAGACUACGGUCCUCCUCGCAACAGUACUCAAGAUGGUCACAAAAGAGGGAGGACUAGGAGUCGGAGUCGGUGUCGGAGUCGGAGUCGACCCAGUGGACGAGAUAGGCGAAGAAGAAGAAGAGCGACAUCAUCUUCAUGCUCAUGCUCGACGUGCGAUGAGACGGGCAGCUGCAGUACAUGCAGCAGCGCGAGAUCGGAAGCUCGAGAACGGCUGCGUGAGGUGCGCCGAAGAAUCAGAGACACUGGAAGACAAAGACAAAGGGAACGAGAAAGAGAAGCGGCAGUGACAGAGGCAGAGGCAGAGUUCCCGGAAAACACGCAGAUCCACAUACGCGAGCCAGAUGGUGAGGUGACUUACGUCAGGUACAUUCGUGAAGAUGAGGUCGAUCCUGAUGGAGGGUACGAUUGGUAUGACUAUGACUAUGACUAUGACUAUGACUAUGACUACUACGACACCGGAUACGAUGACGGGUAUGGCUAUGACUACGGCUAUGACUACGACUAUGAUUAUGAUUAUGAAUACCCAUUCGGCAGGGCGGGAAGAACGGACAGAGAAAGAGAAAGGGAUAGGGAGCGGCAACAGGCAGAGCAAGAAGAGGCAGAGGUCGAAGAAUACAGGAGAAAGAUGAAGGAACUGGCAAGGGAUCAGAGGCAGGCGGCGGCAAAUAGGGAGUGGUUGAUCAGAAACUAUGGGAGUUGACAAACGGCUUUGCGCACUUCUACUGUUAACAGGAUAGAGUCGGGAGUGUGGGAAAAACGAAUUCAUAGAUAGAUUGAUAGAUCGAUGGGUUGAUAGACAGGAUCUGUGAUAAGAAUGCAUGAUAUAGUCG
Molecule: messenger RNA, 1991 nt
Organism: Exophiala xenobiotica
Lineage: Eukaryota; Fungi; Ascomycota; Eurotiomycetes; Chaetothyriales; Herpotrichiellaceae
Exons: 4
Coding region: 632-1861 (409 amino acids)
Source: RefSeq, a predicted model, not a curated record